UGAACAGGCGGACAAUGCAAUCGCUGCACGGUCCCGACACGCGCACACUCAACGCAGUCUGUUCAAACAGGUUGCUCGGCUGAACUCCUGAAACCACUCUCUCUGCAUCCGGUUCGCAGAAAACCAUUUCCGCAGUCGGGAGAUUCUCGCCAGGCCAUAUACAACACCCGCCGCUUAUCUCUGCACGAGAGCGGUAUCGCGAUCUUAGCGGUCUCGGAGAUAGCCGCGGAGUUUUCGUGCGAUUGCAUGUCGUGUGCUCCCUGCAGUCGUCCCGUUCACCACCACCGAUUAGGACCGAGUGUCGUCCAGUGGCGGGAGGAGUUUUGUUUACGCUCUCGCCCGAUGGGUGCUCUUGCGAUUUCGAGCCAGCGUUCUCCACCCAACGUUUCUCCCACCGACCACUCCAAGACAGGCGUCCCGUCGAAGCAACCGAUUCCCAAGGCGCUGAGGGACUCGGUCCAGAGGUCCAUCGCAGCCUCCAGUUCCGUUUUGGGCGACUGGGACAUGCUGUCAGAAUUCGCGGGUGAUCCCAAGGAAUACCAGCGACUUCGAUGGAGUCGUAACAGCCUUCUGACCAGGGCGAAGCUGGCGUCGGCGGUCGGAAAGGCUCAGUUGCACUGCACGCGCUGCGAACAUCAGUGGCACGACAGCUCCGUCGAGGUAUUUUUUGACCUGGGCAGACUUGGAGCUCCUCGGGUGGUGCGAAAACAGUGCUUCAACUGCGGUCACCUCGUGGUGCCGUCCUUCUCGUGCAUCGAGUGGGAUCGACUCGCCAGCGAGGCCCUCGGCAAGUGGUCCAAGAAGGCACUCGAGGCGCAUCGUCGGCAGCGCGACGGUCUGCCGGGGUCUCAGCACACGUCGGUUACUGUGUCUGACCCGAUAACGAAAAACACGGUGCUUUAUAGCGUGGACGUCGUGAACAACAACGCUCUUUGACGUGGCUCCUUACGCAGUCCCGACGGUCUUCAAAUCUGCUGUUUUCUUAAUGUGUUUUUUGGCUACUUAGUUUUCUUAGACCUACGGACCUCUUGUAGACACGAAUUCAACCGGAAUGAACGUCGUAUUUAAACUGCCUGUUCCUGUAUAGCGUCUCGUUUUUUUGUGUUUUUUUUUAUAUAAACAAAUAAUGCAGUGCAACAACUUUUUUUUUUUUUGCUUUUUUGAAAUCUACGUUUCUCUAAAAUUUUGGAAUAACCGGCGUCUACCACUAACUUUUUUUGAAAGUAUUGCCUGGACUAGCUUCGGCUGUUAUUGUGUAACUUACUACAUAUUUAUAUUACUCGCGCACUAGUUUAAUUUGAGUUUAUUUUCAUAAAGGUAAUCGAUUGCUUCUAUAAUUUUCUAGCUCUGUACAUUCCGCUACUGUAACGUAUGCGUACGGGAUAACUCCGUUCGUUUGUUGUAGACGCCCCUCAGCAACUUUCAAUGGCUCUUAGACUUGAUUCGUGACAUACUCACUUCUAUAUAAAUAAUUAUCAGGCAAUUCACUCAUUCAUUAAUUCAUCAUGUUAUUUUCUGAUGAAGAGCCGAAGCCUUAGUAAUGAUGCACAGCAGAUGGAUAAAUUAGUGGUAAAGAACGACUUAAACACAGAAAAAAAUGGGUCAGAAAUAUGAAACCCUGCUAGACCAAUGUAAUUAUACAACUGUUCAAUGCGAGACAUGGGGUUAGUUAAGUACAUGUGGUACUUUAGCUUGAAUAUCCCAUAGGUACCAGGUAUUUGUUUUUCAUUAUGUAGAUGUACCAUGUGUGAAUACGAUAAAUUAAACUCAACUCAGCGUCCAAUGUUCGAGUACUUGACACAUAAAAGAUAUACUGUUUUAUGUUUUGUUUCUGGAAUUGAUACAUUUUAUGUAUCUUCACUUUUGCUACUUUAAACCCUAUCAAAUCCUGUAAAGAAACCGAUAAUCAAAAUACACUGUGCCAUGGUUUCCAUUUCGUUCUCACUGUACCUAUUUAGAAAGUGAUAACUUAUUUGGAUGUCACCAAAGUGUAAAUAAAUGUGUUUUCUUUUUUUA
Messenger RNA from Ixodes scapularis (black-legged tick), 2016 nucleotides. RefSeq lists its product as uncharacterized. The record is from RefSeq and is a predicted model, not a curated record. The transcript has a single exon. NCBI's taxonomy places the organism in Eukaryota, Metazoa, Arthropoda, Arachnida, Ixodida, Ixodidae. Bases 247 to 936 code for a protein of 229 amino acids.